Messenger RNA from Kazachstania africana CBS 2517, 2073 nucleotides. RefSeq lists its product as uncharacterized. The transcript has a single exon. Bases 1 to 2073 code for a protein of 690 amino acids. The record is from RefSeq and is a predicted model, not a curated record. Gene Ontology annotation, molecular function: mannosyltransferase activity. NCBI's taxonomy places the organism in Eukaryota, Fungi, Ascomycota, Saccharomycetes, Saccharomycetales, Saccharomycetaceae.
AUGUCCGAAGAAGAUAAUUUUUCCUAUGAGCUUUCUUCAGAUGACGGCCAUUCUGUACCUUUACUAAGUGACCCUCCAAAGAUUAUUGAACUUGGAACUUCAUCGUCCAUAUGUGGAAAAUUCAGAAUUAUCUGUCAACAGUGCAAAUUCUUCGUGGCAAGAAAAAUGAAGUGUAAAUCAAUUAAAAGUAAUUUAAUCAAGCUACUGUUGGGUUCCAUGUUCUUUUUCCUUUUUUUCACCCAUAAAAACAAUGUCAAAUCUUAUUACUAUACAAGCACGGCUCUAAAGACAGUACGUAAUAAGAAAGAUUUACUGAAAAUUGAUAUAACAAAUCAGUUACGUUAUAAAGAUCUAUCGAGAACCCCAAUUACACCUGAUAUUUUACAUUAUAAUUUUACAGCUGUCAAUGUCACUGGUUUCGUUUCCAAUUUGCAAUUAGAGAAAACAGCGAACAGUGAGGUAAAUUCAAAUGGUAUUAUACCUGAAGCUUCAUAUCAUCAAGAAUACGAUUCUUUAGUCAGUUGUAAUGAUCUUCAAUAUAAUAAUAUUAUGGAAUUGUCACGAUGGAAUAUUUUGUUACCAGAUGAUUUGGUCGCGUUAAGAAGAGAACUUACUAAUGAUAAAACUAAAUUGAGCAAAGAACUUGAGGAUGAUAAUGAAAAAAUGAUGAGUGAAACCGAAAUCAUUGGUAAAAAUUGGUUAAGGUUUGGAGGUGCUGCUGUAUGGUUAGAAAGCGAGCUAUGCUUUGUCGUAUACACUAGAGUAAUCUAUUCCCCAGAAGGUUUCAAAGGAGCAGCUAAACUCUCUUUAGUUAGAGCACAAGCUUUUGAUAAAGAUUGGAAUGAAAUAAAAGGUAAACGUAUACCAUUCAGUGAUGUUCCAAUUCCAAAGGAAGUAACAAAGGAGUUAUCCAAUUUAGAAAAGAAUUUAGAUUAUUCAACUUGUGAUAACUUGAAAAUUUCUGAUAGAGAAUAUUAUAAUGACUGUAUUGUUCAAAUAACAAAGAAAAAAUUAAAAUUCCAACAAAGAUAUGAUGAACUACUAUCAAGAUAUUAUUUGACUUACCCUUCUGUAAUCAAUAUACCACUGGAUCUUAAUGGAUAUUUCAAUGGACCAGAAGAUCCUCACGUUAUCUUGAGAAAAAAUGACAAAUAUGAAGAACCCAUCAUUAUUUUCAAUAUGCAGGACAAUGACGAAGAUAAAAGAAGAAUUUAUGCAUUUCAUCCGCAUAGGAAAAUUGAUGCAUUGGUGAAAUUUUCAAUUGAAGGUCGUAAAUUAAGAGAUAAAGAAAAAAAUUGGGCACCAUUUUUCCCAUACCAUGAUGAAAAUAAGGAUAGCGUUUUUUCUAGAGGUUUUAUUUAUUUUAUCUAUACAUAUGCGCCAUUAGAAAUUGUAAAAUGUUCAUUAAAUGACGGUAUAUGUGAAAUGGUAUUUGAAGCCGCUACCAUUGAAGCCUCUGGUGAAAACGCGUAUGAUGAUAUGAGAGGUGGCACACAAUUUGUUAAAUUACCUGCUGAUAUCCCUCAAGUUGAAGGUAAGCAAAUGUGGCUCGGCUUUCCCAAAUCUCACUCCUCUGGUUGUGGUUGCGGAAGUACUUACUAUAGGCCAAUGCUAAGUUUAUUAAUAGAGACCCACGGAGCUUAUCAUCUAGAAUUAAUGGUUCCAACUAUGGACUUCGAGAGAGAUGUUCUGUCUUGGGAUUUGAAAGGAACUUAUUGUGAGGGUGUUAGUAUAAUGAGUCCAAAUUCGAUAGCCUACUGGGAAGUCGUUGAUCAGGACGUAGAAAAUGAGAAAUUUGAGGAUUAUUUGGGCUUCACGUUCAGUGAAUCCGAUGCUACUUCUAAAGUGGUUGUUUUGAGGAACGUUUUGAAUUAUAUUUUGGAGAUUUAUAAGGAAAAGAGAAUAAGAGACCAGUUUGAGAUUAGUAAAGAGUCUGAUAGCAUUAUUAGAAACACAUUAAAGUGUGUGAAGGAUAAACAAUGGGAUGACUGUACGAAAUAUGGUGUGACCCAACAAAAAAAACUGAUCGUAGUAAAAAUAUCAUUGUUCAUGUUCAGAUAUUGUAACCAUUAA